Abrus precatorius (Indian licorice) is the source of this 1392-nucleotide messenger RNA. Its product is annotated as tetratricopeptide repeat domain-containing protein PYG7, chloroplastic. Gene Ontology annotation, molecular function: protein binding. The transcript is spliced from 6 exons. Lineage: Eukaryota; Viridiplantae; Streptophyta; Magnoliopsida; Fabales; Fabaceae. The coding region runs from base 56 to 1123 and encodes 355 amino acids. The record is from RefSeq and is a predicted model, not a curated record.
GUGGAGCAGGAUAACAUCUGUAACUGAAGAAGCAGAAGCAGAAGCAGAAGCGAAGAUGGGUGGUUCCAAUUUCACUCACUUCCUCGUUCUUCCCUCCUCUUCUCCUCCUUCUCUUUCCACUCUCUUCCCAUUCAAAUUUCCCUUAAACGAUUCUUCUCCCUUCACUCUUCUCUGCAACCAAUUCCCUUCCAAACUUACUACAACAUCUUCAUGCCCUUCACAAUUCUCACCUCCUCGCCGUCACACUUGCUUUCUAAAAAAGAUGAAAGCCUCGGGACUUGAGCAAACAGGACCCAUUUUACAUGGAGACAACCUUGAUGCAAUGAAGAGCAGGACUGUGCUUCAGAAGUUUCAAAGGGAAACGCCGAUGGAAUUCCUCAGUACCCUUGUCACAAAACAAUCUAUCAUGAAUGACUUUACAACCAAAGAUCUUGAAGAUGGGGGAAGAUCAUCCAAAUGGGUUUCAGCACUCCUGUUUGGACAAACUAUAUCAGUGAUUUCUCCUGAUGUUUCAUAUGCAAGUGGCGCAGUGAAGAUAAAUGAGAUAUACGAGGUUGGAGAGUUGUUUGAUUUAAGUAUCCAACUAAUAUACUUGGUAUUGUUAUUGGGUUUGCUAGGAACUGGGACUUUCUUUGUGAUUCGCCAAAUUCUUGUUCGCAGAGAACUUGACCUUUCUGCCAAAGAGUUGCAGGAGCAAGUAAGAAGUGGUGAUGCUGGUGCAACUGAGCUUUUUGAACUUGGUGCAGUGAUGCUGCGCAGGAAAUUUUACCCUGCUGCUACCAAGUAUUUGCUUCAAGCAAUUGAGAAAUGGGAUGGAGACAAUCAGGAUCUUGCCCAGGUGUACAAUGCUCUUGGUGUGAGCUAUGUCCGUGAUGGAAAGCUUGACAAGGGAAUUGCACAGUUUGAGACGGCUGUGAAACUUCAACCAGGUUAUGUCACAGCAUGGAACAAUCUUGGUGAUGCCUUUGAGAGUAAAAAAGAAUAUAAGUCUGCUCUGAAGGCAUUUGAAGAAGUCUUACUGUUUGAUCCUAACAACAAGGUUGCUCGGCCUAGGAGAGAUGCUUUGAAGGAACUUGUUCAAGACACCAAAGGAGUUCCUAUCAAAUCAAAUGAGAAGAAAUGAAUGCAAUUGUGUGAACUAACACACUAUGAAUGUGGCAUAGUUAAAUACACAGUUUUCAAUAAUUUAUUUGGUUGUGUUGUAGGGAAUUUUGGCUCUAUUGGUGUAGUUACUAGCUGAGGUAGACUAUUGCUAGGAAUGGUUGAAAGUUCUCAAUUCUCUAAUGGGUUACUAAAGCUGUGCUCUGGUGCUGAUGGUGUAUUCACGUGUGAAAAUCCUCUUUUUUUUUUUUUUUUUUUUUUAAUAAAUGGUCAUUUUCAUGAUUUUUAAAG